CUGGACUUUGCUGGCGGCCCCGCGGUUGGGCCGGGCUGGAUCCGCGGGACGGCGGCCCGCGAGGGCCCUGUGGUGGCCUCCGUGCCCAAGACCUCCAGGCGGACGCCUGGAGAGGUAAGGGUGGAUCUGCAGACACCGGGUAUGAGGACUUCUGGCAUGUGACUCCGUCUUCUUUACCCCCAGCUCCUUAUUCUGCCCUUUUGGGAAUCUGCUGGCCUUGAGAGAUCUGUGAAAAGAGGAGAAAAUGGCUCCUGGGUUCCUGGCAGCAAGACUCCCAUGGGAGGUUUCGAGGAAAGCCUCAUGGAGGAGGCUCAUUGCUGCCUUGUGACUUGAUCAACCCGUGAAGCUACAGUCCAAGGGAGGUCAGGUCUGGGUGCCCUGAGGAAGUAGGGCCAUGCCUUGCACACGGAAAGCAGCUGCCUGAGCAGGAAGGCAGCAGGGGAUCCCUGCCACACAAGAAUUCCAUCUUGGGCGGAGACGACACCUCCAGAAACUCCCUCUGGAUGUUCCAGGUGGGGUGUGGAGAGGCUGAAGAGAGAUCCCCCAGCACAGCCCUGGGGCUGAGGGGAUUCCCCUCCUAAAUAGGGAGGGCAAGAUAUGCGAACGUGUGGAAGUUGGAGAGACGGCGAAGGCUGAGGAGAAAGCACUGCCUUGUGAGGGCUCUGCCCUCCCUCAGGAAGAGGAGAAAAUGCCCGAAGUACAGGAGCUGGUGACAUUCAGGGAUGUGGCUGUGGACUUUACCCAGGAGGAGUGGGAGCAUCUGGACCCCUCUCAGAGGCACCUGCACAGACAAGUGAUGUUGGAGAACUAUGGGAAUCUCAUCUCCUUGGCAGGGCAUUUGCUGCCCAAGCCAGAAAUGAUCUUCCAUUUUGAACAAGAAGAUGAUGUGUGGGUGGAAGAAGAAAUACCAAGACGCUCCUAUUCAGGACUUCCUGAGUGUGUCCAGGAGCCCCGUGCAGCCAAAAGCUCUGCUCCCUUUCAUCACCUAGUUUUCUUUGUCCCAGGAGUCAGGGAUGAGAAGGAUAGGAUUCUCCCUUGGCCUCCAAGAGAAAAACCCUAUAGCUGUCCCCAUGGUGGCCAAGACUUCCGACAGCUCAGAAACCUUCUAAUUCACCGGCGAACCCAGACGGGAGAGAAGCCCCCUCCGUAUUAUGGGUGUGGAAAAGCGUUCACAGAGAGGACAGCAGACCUUAACCUUCCUGUGCUCCUCCCGGGAGAAUAGCCCUCCCAACGUACAGAGCGUUCCAGAGUCUUCACCUUGGGAUCUGCCCUAAGAAGGCACAAGAAGGAGCACAGGGGAAAGAAGCCUCACACAUGUGAGGAACGUGGGAAGCACUUCAGCCGCAGCUCCAACCUGCCCAUCCACCGGCGAGGACACACGGGCGAGAAGCCCUUCCGCUGCUGUGACUGCGGCAAGGACUUCAGCCGCAGGGCAGCCCUGCAGAUCCACCAGAGCGUCCACACAGGAAGGAAGCCGCAUGCCUGUGAGGUGUGUGACCGGGGCUUCACCUCACGCUCAGCACUGGCACGGCACCAGCAGGACCAUGCAGGGGACAAGGCCUAGGUGUGUGACACGUGUGGCCGGGGCUUCAGCCGGAGAGCCAGCCUCUACCUGCACCAGUGUGUCCACACUGGGGAGAGGCCGUUCCACUGUGAGGCCUGUGGCAUGCGCUUCAGCUGGAGCAAGGACCUGGGCAUCCACUGGAGGGUCCACACAGGAGAGCGGCCCUACAGGUGUGGGGCUUGUGGGAGGGACUUCAGGCAUCACUCGGCCCUCAAGAGGCACCAGAGGGUCCACACAGGAGAGAAGCCCUAUCCCUGUGCUGUGUUUGGGAAGGGGUUUAGUCAGAGAGUUCACUUGCGGACGCACCAGAAGGUGCACUGUAGGGAGAGGCUGCCCAAAUUGGGCUCCAUUCAUGCAGGUACCUUCCAGAGCCAGGGGGAAUGCCAGGGCAUGGGUGCUGAGGUGCACGGCAUGGCUCAGGCAUAAUGGUCUAUGGCAUUUGUGAGUGUGUAUACACAAAAGAGCACAGAUCACAAGUGUGCAGGUUGAUGAAUUGUCACAAAGUGAACACACCUGUGUCCACACUUGAACGGAGAAACAAAACAUUUCCAUCUCUCCCAAAAGACCUCUGCAUUCGCCUGUCCAUUCUCUACCCCACAAGGGAAUUACUCUCCUGCCUUCUAAAGCCUUAGUUUUACAAGUUCUAGAAUAUCACAUAAGUGGAAUUACACACUAUGUAAUCUUUCGUGUAGGACUUUGCUCAACAUCUGUAAGAGUCAUCCAUGUUGUGUGUAUUCAGAAGUUCAUUCAUUUUGUCACUGAGUAGUAUUCCUCUGUAUGGAUGAACCACUGUUUGUCCAUUCAGCUGUAGAGGGACAUUUAUAUUUGAGUUAUUUCCAGGUUUUUGUCAUUAGGAAUAAAGCUGCUGUGAACAUUUGGGUACGCAUCUUUGUGUGGACAUAUACUUUCAUUUCUCUUGAGUAUACUUGAGUAUAUACUUAGGAGUGGAAUUGAUGGGUAUUCUAAAACUUUUUAAAAAACUUGUCACUUUUUAAAAAACUGGGCUUAUUAAAGUCCUGAAAUACAUGGUUAAUUUUCACUACAUGUCAAUGUACAGAAAAUAAUUAUGCCAUCUAAGAGUGUUAUCUUGUACAUUGGACUUUUACAUGUACUUGGAAAAUUUCCAACAAAUAUAGCAAUAGAAGAGUGUAACAAACGUCAUGUAGCUUCAACAAUCAAUUCAUGAUAAAUUUUGUUUCCUCUAUUCCAGCCUCCUCCCUCACACUCAAUCCUGAAGUGUUUAAAGCAGAUCCUAGACUAGGAUAUUGUUUCAUCUUUAAAUACUUUAGUGUACAUCUUCAAAGAAUAAACAUCUAUUUAAAAAUAUGUUUUUCAAAGAAUCACCCUUGCUUCAAAACCAAUUUUUUUUAUUGAGGUAAAAUUCAGGUAACAUAAAAUUCGCCAUUUUAACCACUUCGAAGUGUACAAUUCAGUAGUUUUUAGUACAUUCACAAUGUUGUGCAGCCAUCAGCACUGUCUAAUUCCAGAGCACUUCCAUCAGGCCAGAAAGAAACCCUGUUACCAUUAAAUAGUCACUCCCCAUAUUCCCCUCCCCCAGCCUCUGGCCACCACUAAUCUACUUUCCAUCUCUAUAGAUUUCCCUAUUUGGG
Equus quagga is the source of this 3174-nucleotide messenger RNA. RefSeq names its product neurotrophin receptor-interacting factor homolog. The transcript has 8 exons. Lineage: Eukaryota; Metazoa; Chordata; Mammalia; Perissodactyla; Equidae. The coding region runs from base 689 to 1222 and encodes 177 amino acids. The record is from RefSeq and is a predicted model, not a curated record. Gene Ontology annotation, biological process: regulation of DNA-templated transcription.